AUGAUAUCACGGCAGCCCUACGCGCCGACGCCGCACAGCUAUGUCCCGAACACGACGCUGUCGGCGACCAUCAACCUCGACGAGGAGGUAAAGCUCGCCGAGACGCGCGCCGAGCGCGACCUGCAAGAGUCGCUGGCCGAGCUCUUCAGCAUAAUUGUGACGAUUGAUGAGCUGGAGAAGGCCUUUUUGAAGGAUGCCAUCCCCGAGGCUGAGUAUACUGAGAUAUGUGAGCGCUCGCUCAAGCAGUACAAGUCGCUGUUGGCAGAUGAGACGGUUGCCAGGGCCUUUGGCGGGUUGGAGGAGUUUAAGGCGCAGUGGGACCUCGAAGUCCCCCGUGCGACGGAGCGCAUCCGCGUCGGGAUGCCCGCGACCGCCGUGACGGCCAGCUCCGGGCCUGCCACAGCCUCUACCGCGGCGGCGGCAAACACCAACGGCGCUCUGAUCGUGGAAGCGACGCAAGAUUUCAUCACGUUCCUGGACGCGCUGAAGCUCGGCCUGCUGUCAAAGGACCAGCUCCACCCGCUGCUGACAUACGUGAUCCAGUCGGUCAACAAGGUGACGGACCGGGACUUUGAAAACCGGGGCAAGAUCGUGCAGUGGCUGAUCACGUUGAACCAGAUGAAGGCGACGGAGGAGCUGAGCGAGGAGCAGGCGAGAGAGCUCGAGAUGGACAUCAAUGCUGCAUAUCAGGGUUUCAAGAAUUUACUCUCAUGA
This is a messenger RNA of Thermochaetoides thermophila DSM 1495, 714 nucleotides long. RefSeq lists its product as uncharacterized. Gene Ontology annotation, biological process: protein transport to vacuole involved in ubiquitin-dependent protein catabolic process via the multivesicular body sorting pathway. The transcript is spliced from 3 exons. The record is from RefSeq and is a predicted model, not a curated record. Gene Ontology annotation, molecular function: protein-containing complex binding. Lineage: Eukaryota; Fungi; Ascomycota; Sordariomycetes; Sordariales; Chaetomiaceae. Gene Ontology annotation, cellular component: ESCRT I complex. The coding region runs from base 1 to 714 and encodes 237 amino acids.